AGAAGCUUCCCUGUCUUCCUGAGGUAAUGCGUCGCUAUGCUAAUUUUGUUCUCUUGUGAGCAACUCGCUUGCACGUUGCAUAAUUGCGACCUCGUCUUGCUUGACUGGGCCAAAGCGCUUAGGUGUUGUGCUGAAUUUUCUUACACGUUCUCCGAUCUGAUGGCCACUGGUUGAUGCGCUUGUGACGUGCUCCUACCAUGUUUGACUCACAUGCCGAACAUGGCCGUCGUGGGCAAAUGGAUCGUUGUGUGUGGCCACCUUAUAUGAGAGCUUAGCUGAUUGGGCACAUAGAUAGGUGGUUGUUGCAUACUGGUCUUCGUUCCUCCUCUGCCACCUUAGGCCCUGACCCUCGGCUUUGUUUAAAAGGAUACAUGCUUCGUUGCUAGAGCGCUUGCUGUUGUUGGAUUUGGGCUCGCGACCAUGGCUCCUGCUCGGGUUGGCCGGUUCCAGAUGUCUAAUCUCUCAGAGCCCUCAAAAGAAGACGGUUCAGUCGAGAAAACUGGAGCUUGGAAUAACACAUGGAACACUCUUAUGCGCCAUGCUUCGGUCUAUGGUGUGGCUGCUGGUUAUUGCCUGUCAGCAUCUCUGCUCUCGAUUAUCAACAAAUGGGCAAUCAUGAAGUUUCCCUACCCUGGAGCACUGACAGCUUUACAGUACCUCACUAGUGUUGCUGGAGUUCUCCUUUGUGGACAGCUAAAGCUUAUUGAGCCUGAUAGACUGAAUUUGAGAACCAUGUGGAAGUUCUUGCCUGCUGCUGUUAUGUUCUACAUCUCAAUCUUCACAAACAGCGAGCUCCUGAUGCAUGCCAAUGUGGACACUUUCAUCGUGUUUCGGUCUGCUGUGCCGAUAUUUGUGGCCAUUGGGGAGACACUUUACCUUCACCAACCAUGCCCAUCUUUCAAGACAUGGCUCUCACUUUCCACUAUACUUGGUGGAAGUGUGAUAUAUGUUUUCACGGAUAACCAGUUCACCCUGACUGCUUACAGCUGGGCGAUAGCCUAUCUGGCGAGCAUGUCUAUUGAUUUCGUGUACAUCAAACAUGUCGUCAUGACCAUCGGGUUGAACACAUGGGGCCUUGUGCUCUACAACAACCUUGAGGCUCUGCUGCUGUUCCCACUUGAGCUCCUUAUAAUGGGAGAGUUCAAUCAGAUGAAGGUCGACAGCUCCAAGAUGACAACAAACUGGCUAUCUUAUGACGUGGUCCUUCCUGUUGCUCUGUCAUGCCUGUUCGGGUUAUCUAUAUCCUUCUUCGGAUUCUCCUGCAGACGGGCCAUCUCUGCCACUGGAUUUACGGUGCUCGGUAUAGUGAACAAGCUCCUGACCGUCGUGAUCAAUCUGCUUAUCUGGGACAAGCAUGCAUCCCUGGUGGGGACAAUUGGGCUCUUGAUAUGCAUGUCUGGUGGCGUUCUCUACCAGCAAUCGACCACAAAGCCCAAGGUACCCAAGAUUGAGCCAAAGGAAGAGGACGAUGAAGAGGGGCAGAAUUUGCUGCAGAUUCAGCCCGGGCAUGAGAGCAAUUCAAGUCAAAAGCAUUCCUCCUCAUAAGCUUUUCUUUACCUUCCCUCGACAACCCAUUCGUGAUAUAUCUCAGAUGAGAAAUCCUGAACAUGCUGUAGGACAUUGAUAUUUCAAGAGGAACUAAAUUUCAUUCUACAAUAUCUUUGUUACUGUAUACUGCUUUUCAUUGGUUAGGCAGGAUUGUGGUGGUGGUGUAGGGUACCAGACAACUCAACAUACUAGAGUCAAAUCCUCUGUAUACUGAACCAUGUAUGCUAGUAUUUACCAAAUUCCAGAAAUACAAUGGAUGUACUUAUUCGCUU
Messenger RNA from Hordeum vulgare subsp. vulgare (domesticated barley), 1820 nucleotides. Its product is annotated as GDP-mannose transporter GONST3-like. The transcript has 2 exons. The record is from RefSeq and is a predicted model, not a curated record. Gene Ontology annotation, molecular function: antiporter activity; GDP-fucose transmembrane transporter activity. Lineage: Eukaryota; Viridiplantae; Streptophyta; Magnoliopsida; Poales; Poaceae. Gene Ontology annotation, cellular component: Golgi apparatus. The coding region runs from base 421 to 1545 and encodes 374 amino acids.